GAGGCCAAGUACACACCCCAGGUGUUCGAAGAAAUGCACCUCUGAACCGUUUCUGGCCCUCCGCGAGACAACCCACUGUCAGCAAUGGCUUUUGGGUCCGCCAUCGAGAGGAGUGUGGCACGGCCGCUCAUGAGGCUGGUGACCAUGGGCGGCGCGCCGAUCAUGCAGCAGCUGCACCUGGAGGAGCGGCUGCUGCGUCGAACCAGCGACAACUGGUGCAUCGUCAACGAUGGCACGGCGCCUCCCACCAUCGUCAUGGGCGUCUCCGGGAAGGUCUCUGAGCUCGUCGAGAUACAGCCUGUCCUCCAGGACCGUGUGCCGGUGAUAAGGCGGUUCAGUGGAGGCGGCACUGUCAUCGUUGAUCAGGGGACCGUCUUCGUCACCUUCAUAUGCAACAAGACCGCUGUCGAUGGGUUGCAGCCGUUUCCUCGCGACAUCAUGACGUGGACAGGCCAGCUCUACGGCAAGGUGUUCCGUGGGUUUGGCGAAUUUCACCUGCGUGAAAAUGACUAUGCAUUCAGUCAUCGAAAGUUUGGUGGAAAUGCGCAGUCCAUAACAAAAGACCGUUGGGUACAUCAUACAUCAUUCUUAUGGGAUUAUGAUGUGAAAAAUAUGAAUUAUUUAAAGAACCCACAACGUGCUCCUGAAUAUCGGCAGGCGAGGAACCACACAGAUUUCCUGUGUCGCAUGAGCGAGUAUAUGCCAUCACGGUCAGAUGUUACUGAAGGGAUAACUGCCGCACUUGGAGACCACUUUACAGUCCAACACACAGAGCUAGAAACAGCCCUUUCUGAUGACCAUGAGUUUGUGCCUUCUACAAAGCUGUUAUCGCCGCAGGACUUGCAAGAUAUUAUCUCCACAAAAGAAUCCCCUACAGUGGAGAGAGUUCAAGGGUGGCCACGGUCAUGAAGACAACUUAUUCCGUGACAUGAUUUUGAUGUCACACGGUGAACUCACAGGUUACUAAGAUGACUUAUUUUGUGACAUGUGAAAACUAUUGUCAUAUGAUGAACUCGACUUGGAGUUCAGACUUCAGACGACACUUUCCUUACUGUAUUUAUUGCUUCAAUAACCGAAGCAUCUUUUGUUGGAGUGAGCUGGGAGCCUGGGACUGUAUGAAAUAUUAUUCAGAUUUCGGAUAGUUGUACGCGCUAUAUUUAUUCUGGCGUACUCUCUCCGUUAGGAAUUAUAAGGCCAGGGAGCAUUUUAAAUUUGUUAGAAAU
Messenger RNA from Lolium rigidum, 1223 nucleotides. Its product is annotated as lipoate-protein ligase A-like. NCBI's taxonomy places the organism in Eukaryota, Viridiplantae, Streptophyta, Magnoliopsida, Poales, Poaceae. Gene Ontology annotation, cellular component: mitochondrion. Bases 85 to 909 code for a protein of 274 amino acids. Gene Ontology annotation, biological process: protein modification process. The transcript has 4 exons. The record is from RefSeq and is a predicted model, not a curated record.